This is a messenger RNA of Oreochromis niloticus (Nile tilapia), 1708 nucleotides long. Its product is annotated as lamin-B1. The transcript has 4 exons. Lineage: Eukaryota; Metazoa; Chordata; Actinopteri; Cichliformes; Cichlidae. Bases 102 to 692 code for a protein of 196 amino acids. The record is from RefSeq and is a predicted model, not a curated record. Gene Ontology annotation, biological process: heterochromatin formation; nuclear migration; protein localization to nuclear envelope. Gene Ontology annotation, molecular function: structural constituent of cytoskeleton. Gene Ontology annotation, cellular component: nuclear envelope; nuclear lamina.
CACUUAGUUCCUCUUUCAGGGUGUGAAACUGUUGCUGUUGUUGAAUCUGGAAACAUUUGUAUAUUUGUCUCCAGCCAGAAGAUCUGCAUCGCUUAUCAUAGAUGAAUGAAGCAUCAGCUAACAUGGCUCAGGGGGAGCUCAGAGAGUCUGCCCUUAAGAUCGAGAGCCUCACCGCGCAGCUAGUUGAUCUGCAGAAGGAGACUGAUGGUUGGCGUGAACGUAUAGCAGAGCUGGAGGCAGCAUUGGUAAAGGAAAAAAACACGAGCCGCAAAAUGCUAGCAGACAAAGAACGUGAGGUGGCUGAGAUCCAAGCAAAGAUGCAGCAGCAACUUCAUGAGUAUGAGGAGUUGUUUGAUAUUAAACUUGCUCUGGACAUGGAAAUAAACAUCUAUCGUAAGCUUCUGGAAGGAGAAGAAGAAAGGCUAAAGCUGUCUCAAAGUCCUUCAUCUCAUGUAACCAUGUCUCGAGACUCAUCCAGCAGUGGAAGUGUGUGCACCACUCAGGGAAAGCGGAAGCGCGUUGACAUAGGGGAACCAAAAGCCAGCAGUUCAAUGUCAAAAGUGCACACUGCCUCAGCCACAGGACCCAUCUAUAUUGACGAGAUUGACAGAGGUGGCAAAUUCAUCUGCCUUCAUAACAGUGGAACUGAGAGAGUGCCUCACACUGCCAAGACAGCCUGCUUAAUCAUGUGACUUGGCUGCACCAACCACUUCUCACUAUUAUCAACUCUGAGCCCAACAUCUGCUGCCAACUGUCACACAAUAACCAUUUUUUUUUUUUAUCUUUUGUAGUAAAUUUCAGCAAAAAUGCAUAACUGUGUGUUAAAACUGCAUUAAACUUUUUUUUUGUAGAUAUUCAUCUGAACAACCAAAUAUCAAACAAAACUGUAUUUUUGAACUUUCUUUCCCAAAUCUUUGUUAAAAUCUUGACAUUUUCUCUUUUCAUGUCAUUUAGUUUUGGUGAUUUUUUUUUAGUUACAGAAAAGCCACAAGUGGUUCAUUUUUUUCUGGUCUGGUAAGCUGUGAAAGUUCUAUAUCAUCCUGUUAAACUAUAACAGGGAAUCAAAGGAUCUUAGUUGCCCAGAACUGCAAGGAUAUACUUGCUCUCAGAAAUCUGGACCUUAUGUGGACAAAAUUUCCAAUUGUAUAACACAAAAUACUCUCGUUGACUGGCAACAAUUUACUAGACUACAAACAACUGAAAAUAUUACACGAUUGUUGAUGAAUACAUAUUGAUUGUUAAUAAGGAAGUACGGACAGUGUGUUGCAACUGUUACAACUCUUUUCGUAUAGGAUGAAAACUGACUUUAGUCACUCCUGUGUUAGUACUGGGUGGUAAAUGAUUGGAUCUAAGACACUAUGGACAUUCACUGAAAGCAAAAGCUUGCAUUUUUAAACAGUAUGACUCAUUUCUGUGAAUUACUGUGUUGUGUAUACAAAUGCCACAGAUGGCUUAAUUGUGAUUGUAUGUAAGUUUCUGACUAUGAACAAGCAUUAAUCUAACUGUUUUUUUUUUUUUUUUAAAUAUUUAAAGUACUUUCUGUGUGCUUUUUGCAUGCUAUGGGUAUAUAUAAAUGUAUUCUGAACUUACAUUUGUCUGUAUAUAUUUCAAUUCAAUUUUAUUCUUAUUCAAUUCAAUAUUCGAUGUCUUCAGUAUGCAUCUACAAUGUAAAAAGUAGCAAAAAUAAAUAAAAAACAUUAAAUGAGAA